Messenger RNA from Fusarium poae, 1242 nucleotides. RefSeq lists its product as uncharacterized. The record is from RefSeq and is a predicted model, not a curated record. The coding region runs from base 1 to 1242 and encodes 413 amino acids. The transcript is spliced from 2 exons. NCBI's taxonomy places the organism in Eukaryota, Fungi, Ascomycota, Sordariomycetes, Hypocreales, Nectriaceae. Gene Ontology annotation, molecular function: FAD binding.
AUGAUGUCCAACUUGGCUUCACAAGUAAGCAUUCAAGCACCCAUUGCCAUCAUCGGAGCUGGACCAGGAGGUCUCACGCUUGCACGUUUACUCCACGUCAAUAACAUAAACUUCAUCGUGUACGAGCGAGAUGUUGACCCUAAACCCCGAUUCAUCAACCAAGGCGGAACUCUGGAUAUUCAUGCCUCAUCAGGACAACCUGCAAUCAAGGAAGGGGGCCUCUUUGAAAAGUUCAAAAGCAUUGCCCGCUGGGAAGGUUCCAGAGUCUGCAUGCAGAAUCCAUCGGGUACUGUCAAGUCCGUGUUUGGAGAGGAUCGCGAUGCACCUGAGAUUGAUCGUCUACAUCUUCGCAAGAUGUUGCUUGAUUCUAUUCCCAAUGACAAGAUCAUGUGGGGACAUGAUAUCAGAAGUGUCAAUAAGGGAAAUACUACUACUGAGAAUGUUAUCUCCUUUCAUAAUGGGAGCUAUGCAUCGGGUUUUCGUCUAAUUGUUGGCUGUGAUGGAGCAUGGAGCAAAGUUCGAGCUCUCGUCACGUCAACGAAGCCCGAGUACUCUGGCAAAGUCUUUAUCGAGGGAAGUAUCUCCCACGAUAAUUCCACUUACGCAGCUGCUGUCAAAGACGCUGGACCUGGGACUAUGUUAGCAAUGGGACAGCACAAGAUGAUGGCAGUCCAACAGCUAGCUGAUCAUUCUUAUCGUUUUUAUAUCGGAAUGGACGCACCCGAGCAUGAGUAUCAGAAACACAUGACCGACACUGAUACAGACAAAUUACGCAACAAGUUUCUAUCAUCAUCACGGUUCUUUGCUAGUUGGGCUCCGCAACUCAAGGACUACCUUGGUAAUGCUGAAGGUCCAUUUCACGCAUGGCCUUUGUAUCGAUUGCCAAUUUCCUCCUUGGAGUGGGAGCGUGUUCCGGGUAUUACACUUUUGGGAGACGCCGCUCAUCUUUCUACCCCUCUUGUUGGUGAAGGCGUGAACAUGGCAAUGCUUGACGCAUUGAUGUUAUCGAAAGCCAUAGUCAAGUGCAAGAAGGGAGUUCAGGUUGGGGAGUCUGAAGGGUUACAAUUAGAAAACGCUCUUGAUACAUAUGAAAAGGAGAUGUUGGAGCGUGGUCAAGAUCAUAUCUCACGGUGCAUUGCCCGUGAAAAGGAGUUCUUUUCUGAGAACGCAGCUGAAGAUUUCAUCGACAUGGUUAAUAGUAUGGUGGACAAAGACAAAAAUGGGACAAGACAUCACAGUUAA